Messenger RNA from Amaranthus tricolor (Joseph's coat), 1061 nucleotides. Its product is annotated as Holliday junction resolvase MOC1, chloroplastic-like. The record is from RefSeq and is a predicted model, not a curated record. The transcript has 2 exons. Lineage: Eukaryota; Viridiplantae; Streptophyta; Magnoliopsida; Caryophyllales; Amaranthaceae. Gene Ontology annotation, molecular function: crossover junction DNA endonuclease activity. Bases 24 to 509 code for a protein of 161 amino acids.
AGCUGAUUCUACCACCAAAUUUCAUGAACCCACUUUCUUCCUCUUCAAAAUUUUACCUUAAACCAACUUCCCUCUUCUCAAAGUCUCUUAGAUUCCGCUUCUUUUACACUACUUCACACCAUGUAGAAAACACCAUUGAAGUAAUUCAAGCUCUCAAUGGAAAACCCAUUACUAAAACCAGUACUAUUUCAAAAAUUAAUUCCCAAAUACUUAAAGAAAAUUGGUUAUCUUCACUCUCAAUUAAUGGAAUAAAUAGCAACAGAAAUGAAGGAGUUGAAGUAAAUGGUGGGUCGGAAUGGGUUAUUGGUGUUGACCUAAAUGUUUCUGGUGCUUUAUCUCUGUUGAAAUUUGAUUGUAAUGGUAUUAUUUCUGCUCAAGUGUUUGAUUCUCCAUAUGUGAAAGUAUCUGUUGGGAAAACAUGUCGGAAACAAUUGGAUGCGAGGUCCAUUGUUCAAUUGCUGCAGAGUUUUGAUGUUCCUGUAGGUAUGAGAUCAUUCUUGAACCUCUGAUGACUUGGAACAUACUAUCAGUCUAUCAGACUAACAUAUGCCAUCAUCUCUUUUGGAUUAAAUGAUAUACAAUUUGAGGUGGGUGUUAAUUUUUUGAAGACAUAUGUUGUGUUUGGGCAAGUCAACCCUAACAAUGGCGCCAGUUGAAUGCGUAAGGGCAUACUGGUAAUUUACCACAAAUGGCACACUGACGGCAGUUGUCAUUAAUGGUAUUCUGUGCUAACGAACGAAAACUCAAUGGUAUAUGGUGAAUUAAAACAUUUUGUGUGGUAUAUAGUGAAUUUCGGAGAAACUCAAUGGUAUAUCAUGAAAUAUCCGUAAAAAAAAUUAUUAUGUUAUUAGUAAAGAAUACUAAAAUUGUGUUAAGUUACUGUCUCCUUAUAUGUAAUUGUAAAAAAACUAAUUCGAAACUAUAUUUUUCUUAUAAAUGAAUAGAUGGUUAAGAUGAGGAUGUCUGGUUAAAGUUGACUAUUUAUUUACUAUUGCUUUACUGUUUUCUUAUUACAAGAUAUACUAUGUUCUUUGUAAAAUAUUAUUAUGUUCUUGUAAAAG